Arachis duranensis is the source of this 3083-nucleotide messenger RNA. RefSeq names its product probable LRR receptor-like serine/threonine-protein kinase At1g67720. Gene Ontology annotation, molecular function: ATP binding; protein binding; protein kinase activity. Gene Ontology annotation, biological process: protein phosphorylation. The transcript has 15 exons. NCBI's taxonomy places the organism in Eukaryota, Viridiplantae, Streptophyta, Magnoliopsida, Fabales, Fabaceae. The record is from RefSeq and is a predicted model, not a curated record. Bases 129 to 2942 code for a protein of 937 amino acids.
CAAACUUAUCAAUCAGAGAAAAGUUGAAAUGUAAUUAUUGGGACAUAGCAGUUGAAGAUACUGAACUGACAGAUAUUAACUGUUAACAUAAUCAAUCACUUAAAACAUUCUUGAAUCAAAGAUUUCCUAUGUUGUCUUGCUUUACCUCUAUGGAUUUAUUUUCUCUCUUCCUGAGUAUAAUACUUCUUAUGCUGACUCCACUUUCUGUUUCACAACUUGAAGAAUUUGUUAGCAUUGAUUGUGGAGGGAAAAGUAACUACACUGAUGGAAGCACAGGGUUGUCAUGGAUUUCAGACUCUGACAUGAUGCACCAUGGAACUCCAGUGGAAGUAGAAGAUGCUCCAAAUGGAGGAACCAUGGUUCAGUAUCGAACGCGCCGAGAGUUUCCCAUUGACAGCAAGAAACAUUGUUACACACUAAGCACAGUUGAGAGAAGGUAUCUUGUUAGAGCAACAUUUCAAUAUGGAAUGCUGAAAAGUGGAGGCACAUACCCUCAGUUUCAGCUCUAUUUGGAUGCAACAAAAUGGGCCACUAUCUCUAUAUAUGAUGCUAAAAGAGUGUAUAUUGAAGAAAUGAUUAUAAGGGCACCCACAAAUUCCAUUGAUGUUUGCAUGUGUUGUGCCACAACUGGUUCUCCUUUUAUAUCUACUCUUGAGCUUAGACCCUUGAAUCUUUCUAUGUAUGCCACUGAUUAUGAGGAUAAAUACUACUUGAAAGUAGCUGCAAGAAUCAAUUUUGGUGCUCCAAGUGAGGCAUCUCUCAGGUACCCGGAUGAUCCAUAUGAUAGAAUUUGGGAUUCUGAUCUUGCUAGAAGGCAAAAUUUUCUUGUAGGGGUGGCACCCGGAACAGAGAGAAUUAGUACUACAAGGAACAUAGAUAUAGGGACAAGAGAGUAUCCACCUGUUAGAGUUAUGCAAACUGCAGUUGUUGGCACAAAAGGAGUACUUAGCUAUAGAUUGAAUUUAGAGGAUUUCCCUGCCAAUGCUCGCGCAUACGCGUAUUUCGCAGAGAUUGAAGAUCUUGGUAAGAAUGAGGUUCGAAAAUUCAAGUUGAAGCAGCCUUAUAUACCUGACUAUAGCAAUGCAGUUGUUAACAUUGCUGAGAAUGUCAAUGGUAGCUACAUUCUUUAUGAACCAAGUUACAUGAAUGUGAGUCUGGAUUUUGUUCUGUCAUUCAACUUUGUUGCAACCCCGGAUUCUACUCGAGGACCUCUCCUUAAUGCAAUGGAAAUAAGCAAAUAUGUACGGAUUGCUUCAAAGACUGACAGGCAAGAUUCAACUGUUGUAAAUGCAUUGCGAUCGGCAUCUGCUGAAAGUUUGCAAAUGAAUGAAGGUGAUCCUUGUGUUCCAACUCCCUGGGAGUGGAUAAAUUGCAGUGCCACUACACCUCCAAGAAUUUCAAAAAUAGUUCUAUCAAGAAGGAAUUUGACAGGUGAAAUCCCACCUGAACUGAAUAACAUGGAUGCUUUGACAGAGUUGUGGUUAGAUGGAAACUCACUUACAGGAACACUACCUGACAUGAGCAAUCUUAUAAAUCUAAAGAUUGUCCAUUUAGAAAACAACAAAUUGACUGGUCCUCUACCAUCUUACCUGGGUAGUUUGCCAAGUUUACAAGCACUGUUCAUACAGAAUAAUUCCUUUAGUGGGGAAAUACCAGCAAGAUUAAUAUCUGGAAAAUUUGUUUUCAACUAUGAUGGCAAUAUUGGACUACAUAGAGGGAGCAAGAAGCAUUUCAAGUUGAUACUUGGAAUUUCUAUUGGAGUACUAGCAAUUCUAUUACUAUUGUUCAUAGGUACUUUGUUACUACUGCUGCAGAGAAGGAAAUCUCGAACGAGACAAAAAGGUGUUUCUGCACACAAAAGCACUAAACCUUCAAAUGCAUAUUCAUUGGUUCGAGGAAAUUUAACGGAUGAAGGUACCACUUGCUAUAUAGCACUCUCAGAUUUGAAAGAAGCUACUGAUGAUUUUUCGAAGAAAAUUGGCAAAGGAAGCUUUGGAUCUGUUUAUUAUGGGAGAAUGAAAGAUGGAAAAGAGGUUGCAGUUAAGACUAUGACUGAUUCAUCCAGCCAUGGGAACCGCCAAUUUGUUAAUGAGGUAGCCCUCUUAUCAAGAAUUCAUCAUAGGAACUUGGUUCCUCUGAUUGGAUACUGUGAAGAAGAAUAUCAGCAUAUUUUGGUUUAUGAGUAUAUGCACAAUGGCACUUUAAGGGAUCACCUUCAUGAACCUUCCAAGCAAAAGAACUUAGAUUGGCUAACUCGACUUCGAAUUGCAGAAGAUGCAGCCAAAGGUCUUGAAUACUUGCACACAGGAUGCAAUCCCAGCAUCAUUCACCGAGAUGUAAAGACCAGCAAUAUUCUUUUAGACAUCAAUAUGAGAGCAAAAGUGUCAGAUUUUGGACUCUCUAGGCUAGCCGAAGAAGAUUUAACUCACAUAUCAAGCAUUGCAAGGGGAACCAUAGGUUACCUUGAUCCUGAGUACUAUGCAAAUCAACAGUUGACAGAAAAGAGUGAUGUGUAUAGUUUUGGAGUUGUUCUUCUAGAACUGAUAUCUGGAAGAAAGCCUGUGUCACCAGAAGAUUAUGGUGAUGAUAUGAAUAUUGUUCACUGGGCAAGACCUUUAAUCCGAAAAGGCGAUGUAAUGAGGAUGAUUGACCCUUGUAUAGCAGGGAAUGCAAAGAUUGAAUCCAUUUGGAGGGUGGUUGAGAUUGCAAUGCAAUGUGUGCAACAGCAUGGUGCAUCAAGGCCAAGGAUGCAAGAAGUCAUUUUGGCUAUACAAGAUGCUACCAAGAUUGAAAAAGAAGCACAAAAUAAGCUAAAAUCAACAUCAUCAUCAUCAUCUUCAACUUCAGGAAAACCACAGUCUUCUAGGAAAACUUUACUCACAAGCUUUCUUGAAAUUGAGAGUCCUGACUCCUCAAGUGGCUGCCUCCCAUCAGCAAGAUAAAUGAGUAGUAAUCAGUAAUCCUAUCAGGCAUUAUGUCAAACACCAUCCAUACAGUUACAACAUAGUGAAUGACAAACCCUAAUUCUUCUAUUUUAGUAUUUGGCUAGUUGCAAGAAUAAAUGAGCAAUUUAAAUUUGAUUA